Molecule: messenger RNA, 684 nt
Organism: Frankliniella occidentalis (western flower thrips)
Lineage: Eukaryota; Metazoa; Arthropoda; Insecta; Thysanoptera; Thripidae
Product: balbiani ring protein 3-like
Exons: 3
Coding region: 143-532 (129 amino acids)
Source: RefSeq, a predicted model, not a curated record
GACCCCGCGCGUCUCAUCCUGUUUAUCUCUCUGGUGUUCGCUAUCGGAGCGCCGCGGGCUCGGGCGGCGCGGGCAGUCGCGACCAGCCCGCCGAACCGUCCACAGCUCACCUCUCAGCCCAGCCCAACCGCCCCCGAGCAAGAUGCGCUUUGCGAUGCUGACCGCCCCGAUGCUGCUGGUGCUGGCGCUGCACGUGUCUGUGCUGACCGCCUCCGCCACCGAGGACAAGCAGAAGUACGACAAGUGCGUGGCCGACCAGAAGUGCGAGACGAGCCCAGCCUCCUGCAGCAGCUGGGACGGCAAGGACUUCACGGCCCUGGCCAUCUGCAGGCUCAACUGCCACUGCACCUGCCUCAGCCCAGCCGGGCCCACGGGCGCGCUGGACUCGUUCAAGAAGUGGGAGAUGUGCAGCGAGGACAACAAGUGCGAGAAGACGCACGACGACUGCAAGAAGAAGUGCAGCAACAAGGAGUGCAAGGACGCGUGCGUGCUGGCGCAGGACAAGUGCAUGUGCGAGUGCAACCGAGCCUAGGAGAUGAUCCCCCCUACCUCCCCCUUCAUCCAACCCCCAACCUCUGCAAAUAUUCAAAAAGGUGUAGAACCAAUCAAAAAUUGAUCAAUUUUGUUCAUCAUGUAUCAGGCGAAUUGUACAUAUUUGAAAUACAUCAAAAUUGUACAACUUUC